GUCAAUGAAUGGUCCUUGAAGAUAAGGAAAGAAAUGAGAGUGGUUGAUAGACAGAUCAGAGAUAUCCAGAGGGAAGAGGAGAAGGUGAAGCGGUCAAUAAAGGAUGCUGCCAAAAAGGGUCAGAAGGAUGUGUGUGUGAUCUUGGCGAAGGAACUGAUCCGCUCUCGAAAGGCCGUAAGCAAACUCUAUGCAUCCAAAGCUCACAUGAACUCUGUCCUCAUGGGGAUGAAGAACCAGCUUGCUGUCCUGAGAGUAGCAGGGUCAUUGCAGAAGAGCACAGAAGUCAUGAAAGCUAUGCAAAAUCUAGUAAAAAUCCCUGAAAUCCAAGCAACGAUGAGGGAGUUGUCCAAAGAGAUGAUGAAGGCUGGUAUUAUAGAGGAAAUGCUGGAAGACACCUUUGAAAGCCUGGAGGAUCAGGAGGAAAUGGAAGAGGAAGCAGAGAUGGAAAUUGACAAAAUCCUCUUUGAAAUUACCGCUGGGGCCUUGGGUAAAGCACCCAGUAAAGUCACAGAUGCUCUUCCGGAGCCCGAGCCCAUGGGAGCGGCCGCUGCUGUUGAUGAGGAGGAAGACAUUGAAGCGAUGCAGUCGCGAUUAGCGACCCUCCGUAGCUAAGGAUGAAACGGAUCUGUACAGUUUGCCUUUUCUUCUUUUUUUGUCCUACUUUCAGAAUGCAAAACUUAUUAUGUGAGAAUGUUUUAUGUAAUAUAUAUUAUUUUUUUUCUUCCUGGGGAAUGUAUUCUCCAAGAAACUACUAUAAUAUACUACUUCUUGGGGAGUGGUGUCUAUAGAUCUUACCCUUUCUGUUCAUCCU
Messenger RNA from Tauraco erythrolophus (red-crested turaco), 811 nucleotides. The record is from RefSeq and is a predicted model, not a curated record. Lineage: Eukaryota; Metazoa; Chordata; Aves; Musophagiformes; Musophagidae.